AUGACAUCCCGUCCACGUCGUGCAGCCGCUCAGAGGGCAAACACAGCUAUAACUGACAUGGUCGAUAGCGACAACCAUAUCAAUAGUCGUACGGGCAGAACAAUGUCCUCCAGGACUUCUCGCCGAUCUGAGGGUAAGAGUGCCGUAGCAUCUGACUUGCGCGGUCCUCCCUCCGAACCCUCAGAUUCUAACCAGCAUAUCCAUUUUACAGUUAAGCUUCCAGCAAGCAAGCUUCGCCAGGCCACUUCUAGCCGCCAGCAACCUUCAACCCCUAGAGCCGGGGAUGGAAAGCGGAAUCGUUCUCAGAAGAAGAGCUACGUUGUCGAUUCUAGCGAUGAAGAAGACGAGGACGAGGCAGAAGACGAAGUUCAAGUUGAAGAGGAUGACGAUGACGACGACGACGAUGACGACGAAGAUGCCGAGGGAGAAGAUGACGACAUGGCGGAUGAAGACGCCGAAGGCGAAAUUAUUGUCGACGACACUAUGGACAUCGAUGCCGAAGGAGACGACGACGAUCUAGGCGAAGAAGAUGCCGAGGGCGAAGACGAUGACAUGGAUGUAGACCCCAUUCCCCCUCCAGCACCUGUAAUUAAAGUCUCAAAGCCUCAAGCUAAGAGCACCCUUACCGGCAAGUCAAAGGCCCCUACUAAAUCUAACUUGAAGGCUGCCACUUCUCAAGCGAGGGACAGCGACGACGAUGAGGAACUUAGCGAGCUUGAAAGCGACGCCGACGAAAUUCAGGAUACUGUUAAAGUAGGAGGAGGUGACGAAGAAGAUGCUGAAGGGGAAGAUGAGGAAAUCGAAGCAACCAAUAUCGCCGAGGAUGACGAAGACGACGACGCUGAUAGUGACGGCGGCGCCGAAACCCCUGAUCUCACGCGAAUGACCAAACGACAGCGUGCCCGCUUUGAGGAAAAUGGAGAUUCAUUGAUGAAGCUCUCUGACGAGGUACAAGCAAAGAAGCAUUUCACAGCCGAGGAAAUCUCUAUGCGCCGUGCCGAGAUGGCUCGUCGGCGACGUAACUUGAGUGAGAAGCGAAAUGAGGAAGUCAAGAUGGAGACUAUAAAUAAGCUACUUAAAAAGCAGGCCCCCAAGACUAACCGCAAGUCUCAACUUGCUGGAGAGCUGACCCCUGAUGCUGAAUCUCGGAAACCCAAUCCGGUGUUUGUCAGAUGGGUUAGCAGCAAAGACGGUAGUCGAGUCGGUGUUCCUGAUGAGAUGCUUUCUGGAUCAUCCGGCAGAGUUUUCGUUCCAGGUGGCCUUGGGCGUGGGAAGAUGGUAGAGGAAGUCUCGUAG
Daldinia childiae is the source of this 1296-nucleotide messenger RNA. Its product is annotated as INO80 complex subunit 2. The record is from RefSeq and is a predicted model, not a curated record. The coding region runs from base 1 to 1296 and encodes 431 amino acids. The transcript is spliced from 3 exons. Gene Ontology annotation, biological process: chromatin remodeling. NCBI's taxonomy places the organism in Eukaryota, Fungi, Ascomycota, Sordariomycetes, Xylariales, Hypoxylaceae. Gene Ontology annotation, cellular component: Ino80 complex.